Molecule: messenger RNA, 375 nt
Organism: Dermacentor andersoni
Lineage: Eukaryota; Metazoa; Arthropoda; Arachnida; Ixodida; Ixodidae
Source: RefSeq, a predicted model, not a curated record
AUUCAAGCCAUGAACACUUUUAUCUACGUCGCUGCGACAAGUUUCGCACUUUUGGUGGCUUCCGAACUGCAGAUUGGAGACUCAUCGGACGAUUACUUUGACUACGGCCCUGUAGGAUGUCCGUUUCCAGUUGCUGAGAAUAAAAGUGGAUUCGGAACGCCGAUUGCGUGCACCCAGGACUGCAACAAUGGUACUGAGACUGCACCCAACGGCACACGCUGCUUUACAAUUGGAGAAGAUGGAUUCGGGCGGAUGGUGCCCGAUUACCCAUACGCAUGCCCGCUCGGAGAAUGCCAGAAUGGGACUUGCGUUCCAAACGGAAUGAACGAUACCUGCUACAAAAGAGCUUUGAAGGAAUAAAACUUCAUCUAUAUG